This is a messenger RNA of Fasciola hepatica (liver fluke), 327 nucleotides long. The record is from the annotation of a GenBank genome assembly. NCBI's taxonomy places the organism in Eukaryota, Metazoa, Platyhelminthes, Trematoda, Plagiorchiida, Fasciolidae.
AUGAAAACUCUCUUACUUUGGGGAACAAUCUUGCUGCUCAUAUGGCUUUGCGUGGCCGAAGGGGAUGGAGAAGGUAAAUCCACAACAGAAACAACGAGAUCAUCAACAACUGGGUCUACCACACAAACUACUGGAUCAUCAACAACUGGGUCUACCACACAAACUACUGGUGGUUCAACAUCUGAAUCCACAACGGAAAGCACCGGAUCAUCAACAACUGGGUCUACCACACAAACUACUGGUGGUUCAACAUCUGAAUCCACAACGGAAAGCACCGGAUCAUCAACAACUGGGUCUACCACACAAACUACUGGUGAGAUAUCAUAA